Molecule: messenger RNA, 3813 nt
Organism: Nylanderia fulva
Lineage: Eukaryota; Metazoa; Arthropoda; Insecta; Hymenoptera; Formicidae
Biological process (GO): mitochondrial protein catabolic process; mitophagy by internal vacuole formation
Cellular component (GO): mitochondrial outer membrane
Source: RefSeq, a predicted model, not a curated record
AUUCGAAAUUCGCCAGCAAAAACACGCAUCGCCGCCACAAGCUCGGUGGUCCUAGAUAAGCACGAGCGAAUUCGAUCGCGCGUUACGAGUUCGCGAUACUGUGAACGUGUUCACGGUGAAGUUUCCGAAUCGCGAGACAACUAAAAUCAUUCGACAGUUAUAUAAGAUGAUUCUUCGCGCGGAUUGACUAUCGAAAGGAAGUUUGUUCGCAGUGUGGAUAUUCCGGAUCUAAGGAUCAGGAUGUACUCCAUUGUUACCAGACUCUUGUCCAGCUUGUCUCGCGAAAAAGUGGGCCGGUCUGCCCGGAGGCUGUAGGCCAGUUCGUGUUUCGUAUUCGAGGACCAUCCAGGCAGAAAGAAAUUUGUGAAAGAAAGAGACGCGGAAAAACAGAGACGAGCGAGAAAGAAGGAUGCGUAAUACGCUAUAGAGGGACGAAAAGAAAGCCAAAAAAUCGUUAAUCGACUUCGGGCAUUCUUGAGCUGAAGAGUGAGGAUCGUCGAGAGAUCGAUCAACGAUCGACGCGGGCCACGGAGAUAAUUGCAUGAUGAUAAUGAGACUGGCUUAGCACUAACGAUAGAAGAUCGAAGGAAUUGAGGUUCAACAAGUGAAGAAACCAGAUCGAGAGCGAUGCGGUUUAUAAAAAUCACCGUACUGCUUACCGGAUCUCAAAAGCCGAAAAAAAUCACAAAACAUUCGAAAUCGAUUUGAUUGACGAAAUCCCGCGAUUGUGAAAACAUCUAAGUGCACAUAAAGCAAUAAAGAGCCGACGACGAGAGCCAUCAUCGGGACACACUCGCCCUCGAGUAUGCUGUAAAAAGUAUCAAUUUGUAAGAGGUGGGACGGCGACCCAGAGUUCACGAAGACGCGUGGCUGACGGGUCAAAGAUCGCAUCGAGAACAGAGAGAAAGGAUCGUGAAAGUCUCGAAAUAGCGGUGAAAGAAAAGUCGACCCGUGAAGUAAACGUGCCUUGAAUGGACUGUCCCAAAGAGCCGAGAAAAAGAUCGCAAGGGUGAUUCUCGAGUGACAUUUUUAACCUUCGUUUCCGCGAGAGAAAUAAAUAUAAAUACAGAUUUCGGGCGCCUAUCGAAAAGGAUAGAGUUAAAAAAAUAAGACGGCGAAGAGUGGACGAAGAUGAGCAGGCAAAGCGUAUCAUCACCUUCAGGCAUCAAUUCCUGCGAAAGGAUCAGGCCGGAGCGACCCAGAAAUACGAUACAGAAACUCGUAUGGGGUCCCGGUUCGCAGUUCCAGGUCGGCCAUAUCGGCAUCCCGGAGGAUGAGGGCUCAAAUCCGCGGAUGGCAUUGAGAAGACUGCUAAGAUUGUACGAGGGAAGACAAUACAGAGAAGCGGCCGGCUUUCUGAUGAAACUGCCGCAUUACACUCUGAAGGCAGCCUUGACGGAUAUUCCGGUGGACCUGUUGAUCGAGACGCUACCGCACAGCCUCAUCUUGCUGGAGGCGCUCUAUUCUCGGCUGGUGGAACUGAACGUCAGCGACACGAAAAUCUUGCGAAUCGAGCAAGUCCUCUGGAGGAUAGUGCAUCUGAUAUCGACCAGUCAGGAUCAUGUCCGACCGCGGAUCUGGUGCAAACUUCUCGUAUCCUUGAAUAGAUUAUCACCCAACACAAAGAACGUACUGAUAUCGAGGAGACGCGGCCUGGAGAGAGCCGUUGAAGGACUCGGCAAGCACGGACUGGUGCCCUCUUCGCAAACAAACAACUCCGAGAACUCCGUUACACCGAAUCUGGUACCUUUGCCGAUUGCAUUGAAAGAGGAACUCGAAACGCGAAUGGAGACUUAUAAAUUAGCGUUGCACAAGAUGGAGAAUUUUGGCAAGCACGCCGGAACUCAUAAAGCGGAUCAAGGUGUACAGGCGGCCUCGCAUCAGCGGCAGCUUUCCCUGAAAUACAGCGAGAUCCAGCAGCGGCUGAUCGAUAAUCAGAGCCUGCUGAACACCUUGGAGAAAGCGGGUGGGCCGUGUAGCUUGGAGAAUCUACUGGCGGAGCUGAAGCGCCGGGUCGAGCAAGACAAGGAGGCGCUUCGACAAUGGACGGCCUUGCGAAACUCGACCUUCGCAUCGACCAACGCGAAAAACCCGGCUCUCGCUGCCAGAUUGCUGCAAUUUUCGAGGGGUUGCGCGCUCGCCCUGCAGUUUAUGAGCGAAGAUAAUCCGCAGAUAUUACAUCUCGAGGAAAACCUAGGCGAUGAUUACGAGGAAGAAUCCAGCAGCGCUGGCUACCAUACAGACGAGAGUUGCAGCCCAACUCCGGAGCCCGUCGUAACGGGUAGCAACUGUGAAGUUCUCAACGUGGAGGACAAUUGCUCGGAUUUAACCUCGGUGGAGCGACUCGCCGAGAAGUAUGGUGCUCUUUAUGCCCAGGCCAAUCUGCAUACCCUGGACGCACUAGACGCGCUAGAGUCGCUCAAGGACGCUCCUGACUUAAAAGCGAAGAUUCUCUACUCGGUGGUAGUGCUCUCGUGGCGUUUAGCUGGCAUGGUUCAGACGUCGAGGCGCCUGGAAGCCCUGAAGAUCCUGAACGGCGCGGCCGCAUCGCAGUCGUCGGCGACGUCUCCGGAGCUCGAGGAAUGCAUAAAACGGCAACUGGCCACUUCCGGUGCGAAGACCGGUUCCCGUGAGGUCGCCGAGCAGGUGGUCAGCCAGUUGGAGAGGACACUGUAUGACUUUCCGUGUCUGCGUAGCUGCGCCGAGGUCAAGAGUUAUGCCACCGCGUGCUCCACUUUGGCCUGGGCGUGUCUGGCACGUUCCACGCCGCUGGUGCUCGACGUAGCACAGAGUCUGGAGUUUCGUAGAGAGGUCCACGUGAGGCAUCACGCUUCCCCGAAUCCGCACGGGACCAGGAUCAGAUCGGUCCUGUGGCCGGGACUUCGGGAGGGUUGUCAAGGUCCCUGCCUUCACAGGGCCGUUGUGAUGACUUACUGAAGUACUUGCGACACUUCUGUAAAAAAUAAAAACGUACAUUUAUACAGAAUUGUCGUUUUAAGUAUUAAUUGAGCUUGAUGAAAAAAAAAUAUAUACAUAUAUUUUAUACAUGGAACAAUAAGAGAAGUACAUACAAACUUUAAUGAACGAUUAACACCAUCAAAUAAUAAUAUAUAAUACAAUAAUUUUCUACAACAAUUUAUAAUUAUUUUGCAUAAAAUAAAUAACAGAAUUAUAAAUACUCUUUAAUAAUUUGAGAAAAUUUAUCUUCGUCUUAAAACGUAAUUCGCUUCUAGCUGGAUUAUCUUACCUAAAUCGAAUAAAAAUCUCGAUAUAAUUUAGACAAUUUUGCACAAUUACAAAAUUUAUAGUGUACAAUUGAUUAGACUUACGCAAUUACAAUUUCAGAUAUAUACAUAUAAACAAAUAUUUUUACAGCAAAAUUUUUAAAUUUGCAAUUAUAUAUAAUUUGACCACGAAAAGAGAUAAUUAUUAACUAAAUGAAAGACAGAUAAUUUCAUAUAGGAUGCUGCAUCACAGACCCAAUUUCAUGCGUGCUUAUGAUGUGCAUUUCACAUCGUUGACACUUGACGCCGCAACCGGGCCUUAAAUUUCAGAAAUGUAUUUCGUGCAUGUUGCUCGUGAUUCCAUUGACCGCAUAAUCAAGAAUUUAGGGUAGUAUGACACGUGUUGAAGUACUGCAUAUCCUGUCUGCAUUCUUGUUUUUAUGUAAGUAUGUUUAAUUCGAUAUUCUCGAGACAAAAAGAGAUUGAUAAGAAAAAAGAAUGAUCAAUAUACAAAGUGAAUGCAAACAGAUUAUGCGAUAUACAAUAAUUGAAAAUAAAAAAAAUUAUUACAAUAGAAUCGAAUCGAGAA